This is a messenger RNA of Mizuhopecten yessoensis (Yesso scallop), 1101 nucleotides long. RefSeq lists its product as uncharacterized. The coding region runs from base 47 to 976 and encodes 309 amino acids. Lineage: Eukaryota; Metazoa; Mollusca; Bivalvia; Pectinida; Pectinidae. The transcript is spliced from 8 exons. The record is from RefSeq and is a predicted model, not a curated record.
CGUGAUAGCAGUGAGUCUAGUAAUACUUACUAGACGGGCAGGCACAAUGCUCAACUUUAUGAUAACAGCAAAUAUUGCCGUUCUUUUUGGAUUCUCGUGGUCUCUCUGGAUGGGUGCCUUUAUAUGUUCAAUGGGGAUCAUUGCCGGAGUGGUGUUGGCCAUACUGGAUUACAACGGAACUAAGAGACUAGACGCGGAGUCCCAGAAAGAGUUAGCUAGCCGACCCGUUACGCUAUCAGACAUCACAAACAUACCGAAGACGUUCUGGAUACAUGUAGCAAUGAUCGGCUUUCACUACUGUACAUUUUUUUCCUUUGUCGCCAACAUGUCUCAAUACAUCCAGUUGAGAUACGGGUACUCCAAAGUGAUCGCCUCCUACGUCACAGGAGCUUCGUACGUGGGACCGGUGUUUUUCGCGCCAUUUGUGGCGCUCCUACUUAGAAAAAUCGACUGUAACGGGCUGAUGGCCAUGUCGGCUACCACUUUCAGUAUACCAGUGUACCUCAUGAUGGCCUACUGUCCCAACAUACCGCCUCUUGUUCUCACCGUGUCUAUUGGAAUCGUCUAUACAUUUGAUGUCAUAAUAAUGUGGCAAGUGACCAUCAACCUUUUGCCUCCUGCCGUAUUUGGGACCGGGGCCGGAGUGGCAGUGUUUAUGAUGCGUUUUUCCAUAGGACUGACCAACCUCUCUGUUGGUACUAUCGUUGAAAACAAAGAAAGCCUUGGUCAUCAGAUACAGAUCCACGCCUACCAGGACGCCCUACUGUUGAUGACGGGUCUAUCCGUGAUGGCAGUCCUGUCUGGAGUACUGCUCAACAUCAUUGAUAUACGUCGGGGCGAUGGUGUGAAUAGACGUUUCAUGAAGGAAAAAGUGAAAGGUUUGGAUACAUCAGUCCUCAUUCUGGAUGACAAACUCAACAAGCGAUACGACGCUGAAGGCAACUCAAACUUGGCUCUCGAGGAAUACAAUCAGUAACUGCCUCCGUGAUUUAACAUAAACCCGAAGGAUUGUUUAGAUGUUGUUAUAUAUUUAUAUGUAUAUAUGAAUAUAAUUGAAAUGGCAAUGCCUUUCAUGUAAUGUAUUUUCGUUUAACACUUUUU